Molecule: messenger RNA, 3717 nt
Organism: Clunio marinus
Lineage: Eukaryota; Metazoa; Arthropoda; Insecta; Diptera; Chironomidae
Source: the annotation of a GenBank genome assembly
AUGCAAAACGAUGACAACUCAAACAAUAAAAACAAUGUCGAAUUUGAUGGCGAAAUCGAAGAGAUUUCCAACCUUAAUGGAAUAUAUCAAAUUGAAGAUUUAGACUUAUCUGAUUUUGAUGAAACGACUCGAAUAAAUCGGAAGAAUCUUAUGCGUGGGCGUGAUGUCGUGACACGAUUUCUGCAGAUUGUCGAGAGUCAACAUGUUCUGGGCGGAAAUUGCACUGCAGGAACUGCACUUAAUCUAGGCGAGGGUGUGGUCGAUCGAUAUGCCCAGGAUCGGUUUCGUGUCGAAGCUGAAGUUGCUGUUAAUCGUGCGAAUAUGCUAACACGGAUUUUUAAAUUGACAUCGCCAGAUGUAUACGAAAACAUAAAUCUGCUACAUGCUUCAGUACUCUCUAUGGUAGAGUUCGAUGAUGACAUUUUCGCAGCUGGGCAUUGCUUUGACUGGAAUCAAUACUCGAGCAAAAAAGGACUUUUUUGUCCCUUCGCUCAUCGACUUCCGCCACCUGAAAUAGCAAGCUUAGCAAAGGAUCUAGCUAAAGAGUACCAUUAUCUUGGCAACACAUCUGAAUGGUUUUUCCUAGCACGUAAAAAUGCCGAGAAAGUUAUUGCGAAAAACGAGCAAUAUAUAAAAGCCUAUCACUCGUAUACUGACGACAGCGAACGUCAUGCAGAAGAAGUAUUGUCUGUGAAAUAUGAGGAUGGAAGAUGGUCAAAACCAUAUUACGAUUGCGGUGGUGGUAACAUUUGGAUGCUAACGUAUACAGUUCCAUUCUUUGGUUACGAGAAUGGCACUUAUUUCUUCAAGGGAACAUCCGGCAUUGACAUCGAUUUACGGAGAGUCGAUAUUGAUCAAUGCCCACAGAAAAAUACUGUUGGUGCUACUGGUGUUGCGUUGCCUUUAAAUAUUUUUGCUGGCACUGAUAAGUGCAAACAAAGGACAACUGAGUGUGUGCCAAUACCUGGUCUCGGCUUUCGACGGGGCUCAUAUAAAUGUAUCUGUCGACGUGGUUUCUACUAUCCUGACGUAAAAUCAGUGUUCAAAUAUUUCAAUGGUAGCAGUUUGGAAGAAGAAUAUGCUAAGUUAAUGCAGAGCGAAGUCUCUUUUUACAACGAUCCUAAAGCUUUCGAAUGUCUGCCUUGUGCUGAAGGAUGUGACAGCUGUGAGGACGCUUCGCCAUGCGUCGCUGAACUUAAUUGGCCGAUGAGAACAAGCAUAUUAAUUUUAGCCUGCGCUAUAAUUGGAUUCCUCCCUCCAGCAGCCGUUUUUACAUUUCGCUAUCAACAAGUUAAGGUUGUGAAAGCCGCAAGUCCCGCUUUGCUUCGAGUCAUUGCAAUGGGAGCUUUCCUUAUUUAUUGUACGACUAUUGUUAUGUAUCCACCACCAUCGCUAUACACUUGUGUUGCAAAAAUUUGGUUGAGGGAAAUAGGAUUUUCCUUAACCUACGGUGCUUUGAUGUUGAAAACUUGGAGAAAGUUAAACCCCUCAACGGAAAAUAAAAAUAUUUUGAUACCGAUUCAUGUUGUUUCUUUUAUGCUUUAUGUUCUAUCCUGCAGAAUUUCUGUGAUAUUUCGUGUACGUUCAGCAAAAGCUGUAAAAAUAACUGACGCAUCGCUUAUAAAAAAGUUAGGACUUCUAUGUGGAUUUGUUAGUGUAGCACUUCUUAUACGAACUUUAGUCUCACCGCCCGAUGUCAUUGUAGGCCGUACAGCUGAUAAUUUGAAAGCAUUUCUCUGUAAGACCGACUGGUGGGAUCACACGUUUACCUCUCGUAAGGCGUUUAACAUGUGCUACAACAAUUUGAUUUCAAUUUUCCACUUACUUUCGUUUCAGUUGAAGUCUUGUUUCUGGCAUGGGGCGUUCGUCUUUGUAUCGUCGUGCGAAAAGCUCCAUCAGAAUUCAACGAGAGUCGCUUCAUAUCAAUGGCAAUCUACAAUGAAUUUCUUCUCACUUGCUUCCUCAAUGUUUCAAUGUGAGUCCUUUUCGACGCUUCUUAUCUUGUGUUUGCAAUUUUCGUUGUUUCUCCAAUCGCCCGCAAAUCCAGAUUUAUUGUACAUCAUAUUUUUCUGCCACACCCAGUUGACAGUCACUUUACUUCUUGCCUUGAUAUUCGGUAGCAAGGUUUAUCUUGUGUUUAGAAACGGUGGAAAGUCUCUGGAGGAUGCCAUGCAUAAUAAAUCAUCAACUGCUAAGUUUAUAAGCCGAUCACAACCGAGAACGUACGCAAGUGCAAGCAGUGUGAACGCAUCAACUGGUCAACUUCAUUAUCAAAACGGUGAAAGUAAAUUGAGUGAUAACGAUGUGGUUGAAGAAAUCAAGCUAUUGACGAAGCAACUGCAGAAUUUAUACGAUAGAAUACCACAAAGAGGUCCAACAACUAAUGUUAUAUUAACAUUAUUGGAUAUUUGUCGAACAGCACAAACACAAAAUACCGCAAACGCACUGACAUUACGACCGCCAACACAACCGCAAGAACAAUCAAAAAAUCUCAGUAUUUGUGAUGGCAAAAGCAGCUGCGUCGAUAAAGAAACAAACACGAGCUUCGAUAAUUUAAUGUGGCAAAAUCUCAACGAUAAUAACACUCGUGUUACGAUUUCUGAUUCAUGUGAUAACGAUAAUCAUUCCGAUCUUAAAGGCAAAGGUUGCCGAAACGUUAAAUGUUGUGAAACAAAUAACACGACGAAGACGAUAAACUGUAGUACGAGUAGCAUUAAUUUUGAUAAUUUGCAGCUUCAGUGCAUGUGUAGUAGCGAUAAUAACAGUUUAGAAGACUGUGAAAUAGAAAAUUGUGAUAAUUGUUCAUCGAAAGAUCCCCAGACAACUGCAGAAGUACAACGACAAGUUGAGCCUGGAAGUUUUCGUGAACGUCUUUUAAACUUCACCAACAGCAACACGCGUAAUGAAGCGAAUAAUCUUCGAAAGCGAAAUUCUGAGCUCGUCCUUGGAACAAGCUUUGACACGGCUUCAAUGAGUGUCGGAGUAUAUAAAGGUUGUCAAAAUUAUCGUAUUUCAUGCGACAAUAUAUUUUCCAGCAAGUCUUUUACGACAGCUUCGGCUACAUCAGCGGUGACAUCGACGAGAUUGAGCGGUUUGAACGAUAAGAACAGUAAAAGUAAUCAUUCAUUGUCUGGUGAUUCCGAUAAAGUUUCUAAAAUACCCUACAGCUUUCUUGAGCGACCGACCAUGAAAUUAUCGCAAUCGGAGGAUAAAAACCUGCGGGAAUUGAAGAUUGCGUUGUCAUCGACGCUCCCGGAUGCCAAUAAAAGCAACAACAAUAAAAUCCAAGUUAUUGAGAAUCUUAAAACUUCCUAUAACAUUACGCAACAAUCGCAUUCCUUGACGUCGUCAUCUUCAACAUCAUCAAAGGUUGACAAAGUUUCAUCGUCGUUAUCGUCAUCCUCAACAUCGGAUGCGAUUCAAAAGAAGUCGCCAUGUCAGCCUCCACAAUAUAUCGCGAAAGAUGAAAGCAAUAAACAUCUUGAAAUGGAGAACAUUAAUAAUCAAGAUGAGAGAAAUGAGGAUAAUAAUAAAAUGAUUACGACAGACUUAAAACAUACAGAUGACAAUAAAAAUUCAACGUCGUCGUCGAAUGCGAAUAACAACAAUUUAAAUGCUGGCAAUAACGAUAAUAGCAAGAAGCGUAAAACACCGGAGGGCAAAUUAGCCAUUGACCUAAACGAUCGAUCGAAAUUUACCGAAGAGGUUUCAGUUUGA